This is a messenger RNA of Stegodyphus dumicola, 3508 nucleotides long. RefSeq lists its product as uncharacterized. The record is from RefSeq and is a predicted model, not a curated record. NCBI's taxonomy places the organism in Eukaryota, Metazoa, Arthropoda, Arachnida, Araneae, Eresidae.
UUUGGGUCUUCAGUUUUCGGCUCACAUUCAAUUUGGUUGGACUUCAGUUAACGGUGCAAAAGUAGCGUGUCGUGUUUUGUUGGACUUACUUUUUAUCUUGUUAUCUCUCUGCGCAACAGACCAUCGUCUAUACAAGGCUGAGCCCGCGGCCGGCCAAGGAUAUAAACAGUUAUUCCAUGCGAACAUAAGCAAGACAAUCAACAGUCAUGAAGUUAGCGUGGAUGUUUUGCCUACUCCUUGCGGGAAAGCUUUCCCUGGCUACCCCAGGAGAAGAGAGGGCCGCAGCAGAGGCCAAUUUGGUAAAACAUGCGCAACUAUCCGGUAUUCUCUCGACAUUUUUACCUGAUCCUCAGGGUUCCGGUUACAUGAUGGCCUUCCCCAUGAAUGACGAUCAAGUGGCGGAAGAAAGCGCCCAGGAGGCAGUCAAAAUCCUCGCAGAAUCUUUGGCCUCAGAUGACAAUGAUGAUGACGACGAUGAUGAUGACGAACCCGCAGACGAACAAGAGAAGAAAUCCGACGACACAACGGUUGAAGAUGCCAAAAAUGAACAAACAGAGCAACCUGAACCUAUGGGUAUUCUUCAAGCUGAACUCGCAGCGGAGGAGGCAGAAAAGCCAACUUUGCCACAAAGACCUUUCUUCAAAAGACCAAAAAUUGAAGAACUAAGGAAAAUCUUAGGUUUCCCUCCUCCAGAAGGUCCAGCUGCUAAAUCCAAACCCAUUCCUCAGGAGAAACCUAAGGUAUUCCAAAACAUGUUUAACAAACCUAAACCAAAAAUUGAACAAUCACCACUUGGCGGACUUCAGUUUAAUUUGAGAAGAGAGGACCGAUUGCGGCCUUUCGGUUUCCCUAUGCUUCCUCUGAAAAGGGAUGACAGUUUCAGGCCCUUUGGAUUUCCUGAUCUCGUCCAAGCUGCUUCAAGCAUUCUUAGAAGAGCAAUACUAGAUGACAACAAUGAAAAUGAUAUAAGUAAAGAUGAUAAAGAAGAAGAACAAAAUAUUAAUGAGACUGGUCCAGAAGAAAAUGAAGAGGAAGAUGAUGAUGAAGAUUCCCUCAUGAUUGUUCCAAUUCCUGAGCCAAAGGAAGUUACUAUUGAGAGACCACCAUUAUUCCGCCGAUUCCCUAUCCCCUUCCCUUUCCCUGUAACUAAACCAAUGCCACAAAGCAGGCCUCGUCUUCCUUUCCCUCCUCUAACACCAGUGGCUUUCUUCCUCCCCAUAGCUCAACAAAUAAUGCAAAACAUUCGUCAUGCCCAACCUAGAUCCCAACCUCCUAUGGUCCCAUUAUCUCACAUGCAUCCCAUGCAAAAUCUAAUACCAAUACAGACGCAGAUUCCGAUAGUUCCUAUUCAUCAUCCAAUGCAAAUGCAGCAAACCCAACAACAGCAACAGAUUAUUCCCCUCCACCAUCCUAUGAUUCCCGUACAACAACCUAUCCAACAAAUUGUUCCUUUCUUCCCUAUGCCUCAAGCCGCUUUCCAUGUACCAAUACUAACACCUCUUCCACCUAACAUGCAACGUCCAAUGAUGCGCCAAAUGCCGCGAAGAAUGCCCAUGCAUGCACCACCUCCACCUCAAGUUCCCCGAAGAUUACCCUUCCCUAGUCCAAUGAGUCGUAUGGCAGGUCAUCAACCACACCACCCCCUUCAACCACAAAUUAUUAAUCCCAUGGUCAGAAGACCAAUGCAAGCUUCCCCUAAUACCCGUCCUAUGCCGCGAGUGGUCCGCCCACCCAUGCCUCCUGUUCACCCAGUCUUUUUUAUGAUGGCACCGAUUCCAGUUCCUAAUAUACAUGUGCCAAUCGCACAAGCACAGCAGCAAGUGCCAGUGUAUCACAGGCCCCAGAAUGUGCCUUUCCUCCCACAACACAUGACAUUAAUUCCCCAGCAACGUCCACAUUUGCAGCCUAUGCAAACAUCAGAAGAAGAACGCGUCAUAUUCCUCAGGCCAGAACAAGAAGAUCAGGAUGAUGACCAGGAAGUUCUAAUCCUUGUACCUAGCGAUGAAGUAGAAGUCGCUCAAAGACCACCAGUUAUGCCACCACAGUUUAUGAGACAGAUGCCAACACCUGUGAUCAGUCCUCUUCAGAGGAUCAAGCUAUUACGCGACCUCCUAAUGGCCCGACAAGCAAACCGACAAACUAUGUCUCCUCAAAGUCGAGCCUCAAGAGUGGUCGAGAUUGUACAACAGCAACUCCGAAUAUUUCCUGCUCAUCAUCCACAAGCUCAUCUUCCUCAACCUCAAAGAGCAGAUUCAAGUGAGUUGCACCCGGUAUAUGUUCCUUAUCCCGGAGCUCAGUAAAGAAGGAGAAGUGGGACAUCUCCUUCCAUUUGGACUCAUUAGUGCAUCGAGUACAUAAAAAAAUUUCCAUCUGUCGUGACAUCAUUUGAAUAUUGGCUCAUCGCGGAUUAAUUUGGCAGCAGGGAUGUCAGAUUAAUUUAUGUGACUUAUUGUUCUCGACAAAAACGUAAGAUCUCACUUUUAAUUUUAAAUGUUAUUACCUGUUUAAUUGUCUGUGAAGAAAAUAGGUAAAAUGCAGGUUCGGUUUUAUCAGAGUCAGCGAUAAAACGAGGAUAAUAAAUAUCUAAUUUAUCUGUCAUGCAAAGUAGGCCUUCACAAUUGAAAAGAGAAAAAAACUGAGUAAACAAAUUAAAAAAAAAAAAAAAAAAGAAAAUGAAAAGAGUAAUCAUGGAAGACCACAUUGAAGGUUGUUGUUUACAAAAAUAUUGUGAUCUGGCAUCCCUGUUCAACGGAACUUAAUGAUUGGUGGACGAAAAUUGCUUUCCGAGCUGUAAAAGAAAAAUUUUAUUUCUUUACAAGAAAGCGGGAAAGAAAAUUGUAAAAUAUUUAAGACAUAAAUCAUUGUUUAUAUUUUCCUCAUAUGUAUAUAAUUAUAUAUAUAGCUAUAAUAUUAACUAAUCAGCUUUAAUUUAAGGUUUUGAAAUUAUACGAUUUAAUAAUCAAAUUAGUUACAUCAAUUUUUGUCUCUAUCACAGGAAAACGGUUAUUCACUGGCUUAUAUUGUAAAAUAAGCGAGUAAUAGUCGCAGUUUUCUCCACCUACAAGUAAUCAUUAAGUUUCGUAAAAUGUAAAAUUCUGUACGGUGCAAUACCUUUUGUAAAAUAUUGAAUUCAGUACCACUCAGUAUUAUAAUAAUGAAAAUAUAUCAACUGCAAAAUUUGAACUUUAAAAUUUAAAUCGACAGAUAUAUUGGCAUAAAUGUAAAACUUCAGUAAAAAAAAAAAAGAAAAUUUUACUUGGUUGGAUGUCUGUAAAAAGAAUAAAGUAACGCACAUUUAACAGCUUGAUUGUGUAUAGGCCUAUACCCUAACUAAUGAAGGUUAGUGGUUCAAAAUGUACAAAGAAUAAUAAAUGCUUUAUAAAAUUGAUUUUCGUAUUUCGCAGUUAUUGUACAACCAAGAAUGAUUUGUAAAUUUCUUUUCAUAAAUAAUUCAGCGUAGAAAUAAUUUUUAAAUAAAUGUAUUUGUAAAAUAAAAACUUUGUUUUAA